UUCUGAUGGGGAGACCGAGGCAGGAAGCAGAGGCCGGUGGGAGGGGCACAGUGGCCACCACGGCGUGUUCUCUCCAGCAGGCAAGGGACGGAGACGCCUUAAGCACAAGGUCUAGACGGCGGCCCCCCAGACGGCCCCUGGCGUCCUGGCUCCCUGCCACAGACGCGACCCCACAUUCCACGCACGCCUGUCACUUUAAGCUGCCUGGCUGUCCCCUGUGAACCGCUCGGUCCACAUUCUCUGGGUGGAGGGGCGAGGUCCUGGCACGCCCUCCCCCUGCCCGACAGCCUAUAAGGCACAAGGUGGGGAGCUGGGGCCUCGCCGCCCGCCGUCCUCAUGGCCCUGCUGCUCGCGGGGCUCCUGCUGCUCCUGGGGCUCUGGGGGCUGCUCCGAGCCCACACCCGCACCCCCUCCCCAGCCCCUCGCUGGCCCCCUGGGCCACGCCCACUGCCGCUCAUCGGAAACCUGCACUUGCUGUGCGUGUCACAGCAGGACCGGUCGCUGAUGGAGCUUUCGGAACGGUACGGGCCGGUGUUCACUGUGCACUUGGGGCGCCAGAAGACGGUGGUGCUGGCCGGCUACGAGGCCGUGAGGGAGGCCCUGGUGGGCACCGGGUCAAAGCUGGCCGACCGACCCCCCGUCGCCGUCUUCCAGCUCAUCCAGGGCGGUGGGGGUAUCUUCUUCUCAUCGGGGGCACGCUGGAGGGCCGCCCGCCAGUUCACUGUGCGCACCCUCCAUGACCUGGGCGUGGGGAGGGGGCCCAUGGUCGACAAGGUCCUGCAGGAGCUGAGGUGCCUCAUGGGGCAGCUGGACAGCUACGGAGGCCGGCCCUUCCCCCUGGCCCUGCUCGGCUGGGCCCCCUCCAACAUCACCUUCACACUCCUCUUCGGCCGGCGCUUCGACUACCAGGAUCCCGUGUUCGUGUCCCUGCUGAGGCUUAUCGAUGACGUCAUGGUCCUCUUGGGGACCCCCAGCCUGCAGCUGUUCAACAUCUACCCCCGGCUCGGGGCUCUCCUCCAGCUGCACCGGCCUGUCCUUCGGAAGAUAGAGGAGGUGCGAGCCAUCCUGAGGACCCUCCUGGAGACGCGGCGGCCCCCCGCGCCCGGGGCAGGCCCCGUGCAGAGCUACAUGGACGCCCUGAUCCAGCAGGGCCAGGGGAAAGACCCCCACGGCCUGUUUGCCGAGGCCGACAUGGUGGCCUGUGUUCUCGACAUGGUCAUGGCCGGCACAGAGACCACCUCCGCCACGCUGCAGUGGGCCGCCCUCCUGAUGAGCAGGCACCCGAGUGUGCAAGGCCGGGUGCAGGAGGAGUUGGACCGGGUGCUGGGGCCCGGGCGCACCCCCCAGCUGGAGGACCAGCGGUCACUGCCCUACACCAGCGCCGUGCUGCACGAGGUCCAGCGCUCCAUUACUCUCCUGCCCCACGUGCCGCGGUGCAUGGCGGCUGACACCCAGCUGGGCGGCUACCUGCUCCCCAAGGGCACACCCGUGAUCCCUCUGCUGAGCUCGGUGCUCCUGGACAAGACGCAGUGGGAGACCCCUCGCCAGUUCAACCCGGGUCACUUCCUGGACGCCGACGGGCGCUUUGUGAAGCGGGCAGCCUUCCUGCCUUUCUCUGCAGGCCGCCGCGUCUGCGUGGGGGAGAGCCUGGCCAGGUCGGAGCUGUUUCUGCUGUUCGCCGGCCUCCUCCACAGGUACCGCCUGCUGCCCCCACCGGGCCUCAGCCCUGGCGCCCUGGACACCACGCCCGCCCCGGCCUUCACCAUGCGGCCGCCAGCACAGGCCCUCUGCGCGGUGCCCAGACACGGGGGCUCUGCCCAAGCAGACCCGGGGAGGGUCUGA
Leopardus geoffroyi (Geoffroy's cat) is the source of this 1842-nucleotide messenger RNA. Its product is annotated as cytochrome P450 2W1. The transcript is spliced from 9 exons. Bases 337 to 1842 code for a protein of 501 amino acids. The record is from RefSeq and is a predicted model, not a curated record. Gene Ontology annotation, biological process: xenobiotic metabolic process. Lineage: Eukaryota; Metazoa; Chordata; Mammalia; Carnivora; Felidae. Gene Ontology annotation, cellular component: intracellular membrane-bounded organelle; cytoplasm. Gene Ontology annotation, molecular function: iron ion binding; heme binding; oxidoreductase activity, acting on paired donors, with incorporation or reduction of molecular oxygen, reduced flavin or flavoprotein as one donor, and incorporation of one atom of oxygen.